This is a messenger RNA of Spinacia oleracea (spinach), 2232 nucleotides long. RefSeq names its product putative pectinesterase/pectinesterase inhibitor 28. The transcript has 4 exons. The record is from RefSeq and is a predicted model, not a curated record. Lineage: Eukaryota; Viridiplantae; Streptophyta; Magnoliopsida; Caryophyllales; Amaranthaceae. Gene Ontology annotation, biological process: cell wall modification. The coding region runs from base 148 to 1908 and encodes 586 amino acids. Gene Ontology annotation, molecular function: enzyme inhibitor activity; pectinesterase activity.
GCCCGUGAUAUUUUCUCCUUUCUCUUCUACCCACCUCACAUUGAAGAAACAAUCUCUAUGCAACAAAAAAAUAACAAGUAAAUCAAAAGAUAGAGAAUCGUAGCAUUUUCUUAUGCAUGCAUCAAAUUCGCCAAUAGAAAAAAUAAAAUGUCAGGCGAUCUUGAAUUUAAUGUAAAAGAAAGGAAAAAGAAGAAGUUAGCACUUUUGGGGGUAUCUUCUUUAAUGAUGGUUGCAAUGGUUGUGGCUGUAACGGUUGGAAUAAAAGAGACAGGCCAUCAUAUUAUGGAGUCUGAUAACAAUGAUGUCGGCUUAGCGACGUCUUCCAAGGCCGUACAAUCUGUUUGUCAUGUCGUUGAGCAUCGUCAAGCUUGCGAGAGAACUCUUGCUCACCUCCACACCACUGAUCCAAAUAAAAUCGUUCUAACUACUUUCAAUGCUACUGUGGAAAAACUUGAGGAUGCCCUUGCAAAAUCUAGUUCUAUUAAAGCCGGAAAGGAUGAUAAAAGAACUGAAGGAGCAUUGUCAACUUGUAAACAAGUAAUGGAGUAUGCAAUUGGAGACCUUAAAAGGUCAACCGACCAAAUGAUCCAUUUUGAUUUACGUAAGAGGGAUGAGUAUGUCGAAAACAUGAGGAUUUGGCUUAGUGGAGCCUUGACAUUACAGGGUACUUGCAUCGAUGCCUUUGAAAAUACGACAGGAGAUGCUGGAGAGAAGAUGAAAUUGUUGUUAAACAUUCCACAGGAACUUACAAGUAACAGCAUAGACAUUGCAACGGAGCUUUAUAACAUCCUUAAAUCAUUGAAUAACACAGGUCAAGCUCAUAAAAGAUCGUUGCUUGAGGACAAAGGGAUGGUAAUUAACGAAGAGGAGCAUCCACUUUGGAUGGACACGAGGCAAAGAAAUCUCAUUCAUGAAGGAGGAGCUAGCUUGAUAGCGGAUGUAGUGGUGGCUAAAGACGGGAGUGGGAAGUACAAAACCAUAACAUCUGCCUUAAAGGAAGCACCGACGACAAAUGUGGAUAAGGUAUCAAUGAGUAGUAACAAUAAAAUGUUUGUGAUUUACAUCAAGGAAGGAAUCUAUGAAGAAGAAGUUCGAGUGGAGGCAACAAUGACAAAUGUUAUGUUCAUUGGUGAUGGACCUACUAAGACCAUAAUAACUGGGAAUAAGAGCUUUGUUGAUGGUUUUGUCCUCUAUAAAACUGCAACAACUUCAAUAUUUGGGAGGAAUUUCAUUGCGAAGGAUAUAGGAUUCGAAAAUUUAGCAGGAGUUGAAAAGAACCAAGCUAUAGCCCUCUUAGUCCAAUCCGACAUGACAAUAUUCUACAAUUGUCGUAUAAACGGAUACCAAGGCACAUUGUAUGCACAUAGCUAUCGACAAUUUUAUAGACAUUGCACCAUCUUAGGCACCGUCGAUUUCAUCUUUGGUAACGCUGCUGCCGUUUUCCAAAACUGUAAGCUUGUUAUUCGAAAACCUUUGGAAGAUCAAGAAUGUGUCAUUACUGCUCAGGGCCGACAAAAUGAUAGAGCGCCAACAGGGUUUGUGUUACAAAACUGUACCAUUAUGGCUGAUCCAUUGUACUAUCCACUACGUAACAACAACAAAGCCUUUCUAGGCCACCCUAUGAAGAAGUUUUCUCGAACGAUUAUCAUGCAAUCUUUCUUAGCUGACUCAAUAGCUACAGAAGGAUGGAAGCCAUGGAUGGGAACAUUUGCGCAAGAUACUUGUUAUUUCGGCGAGUUUGACAACAGAGGCCCCGGUGCGAAAACGACUGGUCGGGUUAAGUGGCACGGGAUCAAGAAUAUUAGUAAACAAGACGUUAAUGCUUUUACCCCUGAAAAUUUUUACGCAGGUAACCGGUGGAUUAUUCCAACAGGAGUACCAUAUGUGCCAGGAAUGAUGCCUAUGUAGACUUAGGUAUUAGAAAAUAAAGAGGGUAGCAAAAGGGCGGGGGCGGCAUUUGAAACCUUAUUUUUGCAUUUUUAGAAGGGAAAAUAAGGCGAUAAUUUUAAAUAUAUUGUUUGAAAAAAAAAUAGUGUCAAGGUCCCCUUUCUUCUUGUGUUCCUCCCGUGUAAAAGGUGAUGCACAUAGAGUUUUGUAAAAUAUUAUGUGUACUUGGAGUUAUGGAACAUAUGUAAAUGGUUCUUUCGGAUUAACGUCAAUUCUCUUGUCACUAACUAACUGUUUUGGACCUAUAUGUAGUGCACGGGUUAAUUAUUUCUAGUUUGAAUAUCA